Dermacentor albipictus is the source of this 1410-nucleotide messenger RNA. RefSeq lists its product as uncharacterized. The record is from RefSeq and is a predicted model, not a curated record. NCBI's taxonomy places the organism in Eukaryota, Metazoa, Arthropoda, Arachnida, Ixodida, Ixodidae.
AAAAGAAGUGGCGGAUUAGUACGGCUCACGUGCUGCCAGUCGUCCUACUGUCAAGGCUCGCCGAGAAUAAGCCUGCGCAAUGCUCAAGAAGAAGGCAAGCUGCUUGGCCGCGGAGAUCAUGCGUCACGGCCGCAAGGCAGAGUCCGAGAUGGUGCCCCUCACCGACAAUUCCACCUGCGGAUCAACCUGGAGCGAGCAAGGCACGGAGGAGACGACCUCUUCGACCGUCGCAGUUGUGGGCGGAGCGAAGAGACGCGGCCGACAGGAAGCGGAGCUCGACCAGCAGCGACAGCGACGAAGUCGGCGCGCCUCGUCAGCGUUGUUGGUAGCGUCGGGGCUGGAUGACUGUCAGCAUUCGGUCCCGAGCGUGCGCGGAGCCUCGCCAAAGCCGAACCGGCAGCAGUGGUCCUCCAUGUUGUUCGUCCAGUUGUCGGUCGUGGUUGUGGCGCUGGCGGUUGCCGCUACCAUCGCCCUGGUGUACGCGCUGUCUGACGCCGAGGUGCAGAAUCAGAUUAGCAGUCGACCCUGGGACGACGACAGCGGAAGCGACGCAGUUGGCGGCGACGAACUCACAUUCGGGCCCGCCGCGAUCCGGCUCCACAACGCCGACGUCGAGGACCAAGGUCGUCGGGCCCCUCACAAAACCAAUGCCGCCGCCAAUCUAGAGAAACCAGUCAAGCUAGCUUCCGGUUCUUCUCCAUCCGCCAGAAGCGCUGGAAAGCGUGGACCCUCGACGUUUGAGAUUGGGCGCACUGCUCCCAGUUCGCCAGUCGGUGCCGGAGUUGUAUGGCUAGAGGAUGAAAGGUUAGGGCAAGUACGGCCGGAGGAAUUUCCUCCAGAACCACAGGGUGGAGCUUCUGAACUGGACGGAGGACGCCGACGCCAUUCUGUGUCACCCGACGACAACAGAGUAUCUGGAGUGGCGAAGAGCAGAGACAACUCUUCGUCGGCUGUUCUCGGCAAAAACGCAAACAAGGGGACCUUCGCGAAGAACGGCAGAAACGUGAAGCGACUGAACCGAAAGGCUGUCUUGAGAAAACAAGGUCUCAUGGGACUUUUGAACACCUGAGACAACGUGACGCUAGUCUUCAGCCGAACCCGGGCCUCGCUGUCAAUUGUCCUGUGCACUUUCUCGCGAAAUUUUUUGGCUACGGAUAGAACUUUUGUUCUCUGCAAACUUAUGUUUUCUAAUAAGAGUGCUUACACUGCACGUGCUUAACGCUGGUGCUUGAGCCUACACAUUUUUGUUUGUUUUUCAAAAAGAGUAGUGAACACAUUUCGAAGUCCAAAUAACUUGCCAGAUUGAUUGCUUUCGGUAACACGCAUCAUCUACUGAAUAUCAACAGCGAAUGUCGCUUGAAACAAACUUAAGAUAACGUUUAUAAUAGGUGCGCACUCAAGAACCGCCAA